Molecule: messenger RNA, 2369 nt
Organism: Cygnus atratus (black swan)
Lineage: Eukaryota; Metazoa; Chordata; Aves; Anseriformes; Anatidae
Product: adhesion G protein-coupled receptor G3
Exons: 13
Biological process (GO): adenylate cyclase-activating G protein-coupled receptor signaling pathway; cell surface receptor signaling pathway
Cellular component (GO): membrane
Molecular function (GO): G protein-coupled receptor activity
Source: RefSeq, a predicted model, not a curated record
AUGAGUACGUGGCUGUUGCCUCAGGAGAAGCUGUAAGCCCUGGGGGAGCCUGUGGAAGAGCAGUGCCUUGGGACAGGAGCAGAGCAGCCCUGGGACGCCGCGGGAGGCCAGGACAGCUGUGACGCACUGCAGCGGGGGGACAGGAUCGAAGAAUGCUGCAACAUCACGGUGGAGCCAGAGGAGAGGAACGAGGCCCCCGGCCUGCCCCUGGACCUGCCCCGUCACUGCGCAGAGCUGCGCCGCUCCACCGGCCCUGCCUGCCGCUGCCUGCAGGCACGCUGGCUCAGGUUGGUGCAGAUGGCAGGGCCGGCACUGAGCGGCACAGACAGGCUGCAGGCACUGCACCUGAACGUCAGCAGAGGCCUGGCCCACGACCUCCUCCUCUCCUUCUCCCCAGCUCAGGGCCCCAUGACAAUCAGCUCUAUGGAGGAGGGAAAAGCAGGCAAAAUCCGUCUCCCUCGGGAGGUAUUCCAGUCCCUGAGCAGCCAGGCAGCACAUGUGGUGGUGACAGUCCUCAACAUCAAGCAACUCGGCAUGUUUGAGGAGGACAACCAGAUGGGGCAGGUCUUGGAUGACACUGUGGUGGGCAUCAUGGUGGAGGAUUUGGACAUCUCUGGGCUGCAGGACCCUGUGCAUCUCACCUUUGCCCACCGGCAGCUGCCCCCUAAUGUCACCCCACUGUGUGUCUUCUGGGAGCCCAACAAAGGGCAGGCAGGUGGCUGGAGCACCAGAGGAUGUGUCACACUGCCUGGGGACAAGGAGACAGUCUGUUCCUGCAACCAUCUCACCUUCUUCACCCUCCUCCUGAACCCGGCUCUGAACACGUCCAUGGCACAGACGUUGGUGGCUGUGGCCAAUACUGGCUGUGGGGUAGCUGUGGCUUUCUCCAUCUUCACCAUUGCCUUCUAUAUUUUCUUAAGGUGCAGCUACCAGCAAUUCAGGUCUGAGGAGACCCUCCGCACCAACCUGGGGCUUCACAUGAACCUGGUCAGCAGCCUGCUCCUGCUCAACCUGGCUUUCCUGCUCAACAGUGGGGUCUCCAGCAGGGCCAUGCCGGGGCUGUGCAGUGCCCUGGGGGGGCUCACUCACUACUGCCUUCUCUGCUGCUUCACCUGGACUGCACUGGAAGGCUCUCAUCUCUACCUUCUCUUCAUCAAGGUCCUUGGCACCUACAUACACCACUACCUGGCAAAGCUGUGCCUCGUCGGAUGGGGCUUCCCUGCUCUGGUGGUGGUUGUGGCAGGAGCCAUGGGCAGCUAUGGAGAAUACAGCAUUCGGACGACGGACCAGCAGACUGUAGUCCACCUGUGCUGGAUCAAUUCUGAACACCUCCUUGUCCACUACAUCACGAACUGUGGCUAUUUCAGCCUUGUCUUCCUCUUCAACACAGCCAUCUUUGGGGUGGUGGCCUGGAAGAACUGCCACCUGUGGAGCACUGGAAUGGUGCAGGGGCACUGCAAAGCCUGGAGAGUGGCCCUGUCGGCUGUGGGGCUUUUCUGCCUGCUGGGAGCCACCUGGGCGCUGGCAUUCCUCAGCUAUGGCAGCUCCUCAGUACCUAUGCUCUACCUCUCUGCCAUCCUGAACUCCCUUCAAGGCCUCUUCAUCUUCAUUUGGCUGGUUGUCCUCUACUACCCAAAGAUGGAGGAGACCACCAACUCCCUCUCCCACAUCAUGAGGAAUGACAGAACCGUGGCUGGGUCACAGGGAUAGCUGCUGGCUGGACUUCCUGCCAGUGAGCACACUUGCUGCCCGCGAGCUUUCAGCCUGAAGGACACAGCUUUCUGUGGAGGACAAGCACCCCAGCUGACCAGUGUGGUCCUGGCCCUCACCCAUACCUCAGUUUAUCCUUCGUUGGGUUUGAUCCACCCUAGCAGGACUUUUUGCUUUGGCUGUCCUUUUGCUCCUAGGGGCCUGCCUUGGGCAGCACACAGCACCUUGGUGCAAGGAAUCCCGACACUACCCUUCUGUCAAAGUCCCUGCAGGCUUCAUGGCCUCAGAAGUGCUCUGAUGUUCCCCAGGGACUCUUGCUGUGGCCCAUGAGCUGGCUACCUUCAUCCUGGAUGGGGCCAUGCUGAUCUUUGCCCAUAAUUCCCAGCAGAAGAUGGACUUGGGCACUGGACCAGACCAGGGGUGGGUUUUCCCGCUGUACCCAGACUCUGCAGACCCCAUGAGGGUCAGGUCUGGGAAUUAGCAAAAGAGGUUUAUCCACCAGGCAUCUUUACAAUACGGCCUCUCCAAAUGAACCUGGGAGAAUUCUUCAGGCAGUGGAUCUGCUGCGCUUGUCUCCUGCAGAACACUGCAGCUAGUAGCGACUUCCAUGAGGACACCACACUUCAGCCCAUUGGGCACUAGGGUGCUGCAUUCCCCAU